AGUACUAAUCAGGGAUCUGCUGUUAUUUACGUCCAAGAAACGCAGGAAACAAAACCUCCUCCUUAGUUCUCUCAAUUCAAUUCUCACAAUGCUUAGAGGAGAAGAUGAAGACGCUUCAGAGCUCAAAAUCGGAGAGGAUUUUCUGAAGGCAAAAUGUCUGAUGAAUAGUGAGGUAGCCAUUCUUCUUGAGCAUAGAUAUGAUCAGAUGAAGCAAAUGUCUGGCGAUUCAACUCCACUUCCCCAAGUGUUUGAGAAAUCGCUGCAGUAUGUCAAGCGCUUCAGUCGGUUCACGAAUCAAGGCUCUGUAAAGCAAGUUCGAGAAGUCCUCAGUAGAUACCAGUUGGCUGAAUUCGAGCUGGCUGUGAUCGGGAAUCUUUGCCCUGAAACUGUGGAGGAGGCUAAGGCAAUUGUGCCCUCACUCAAGACCAAAGGACGUGGGCAUGAUGAUGAAGCCGUUGAGAGAUUGUUGAAUGACCUAUUAAUGAUUAAAAAGUUUGAGUGAUUUAUUGGAUAAAUCAAUAAACAAAUCCAUGCUUAUAUCAGUAUGUUUUAAGUAUGCAUGUUUAACUGUAAUGGUCGUUUGUUUUCGACCAGCCCACAUUAGAUUAAUCUUCAGUGAAUAAAAUGGCUUGUUCGUAUGCCAAUCGAUUAGCUGAUUCUUUCUCCGUAAGUUUCUCUUUAGGGUAGUUAAGUCAUCUGCUUCAAAAUGUAUUGCAUAUACCUUUUAGUUUUUCUUCGUGGACCAAUUUCCCUUUCUUUAUUUUAUCAUUUGACGUGAAUAAAAUUCUGUCUCAC
This is a messenger RNA of Rosa rugosa (rugosa rose), 795 nucleotides long. Its product is annotated as DNA-directed RNA polymerase II subunit 4-like. Lineage: Eukaryota; Viridiplantae; Streptophyta; Magnoliopsida; Rosales; Rosaceae. The transcript is spliced from 6 exons. Gene Ontology annotation, molecular function: translation initiation factor binding; nucleotide binding. Gene Ontology annotation, biological process: mRNA export from nucleus in response to heat stress; transcription initiation at RNA polymerase II promoter; positive regulation of translational initiation. The coding region runs from base 89 to 502 and encodes 137 amino acids. The record is from RefSeq and is a predicted model, not a curated record. Gene Ontology annotation, cellular component: RNA polymerase II, core complex; P-body.